UCAUUGUUCACCACCACUUUGCCAUGGAGAGGCGAAGCCAAGUGGAAAGGGAAUUGGAGCCAUGGCUUCGGCUGGAAAACAAGGUUGUAAUGGUGACCGGCGCAUCGUCCGGCUUGGGCCGAGAGUUCUGCUUGGACUUGGCUAAAGCCGGCUGCAGAGUCAUAGCCGCGGCUAGGAGAAUGGACCGGCUGCAGUCUCUGUGCCACGAGAUCAACAGUGCCUCACCCGAAGCCAACCAGCCGAGAGCCGUGGCCGUGGAGCUCGACAUCAGCGCGACCGGCUCUGCCGUUGAAGCUUCUGUGCAGAAGGCUUGGGAUGCCUUUGGAAGAAUUGAUGCUUUGAUCAAUAAUGCCGGCAUUAGAGGGAAUGUGAAAUCGUCAUUGGAUAUCUCGGAGGAGGAAUUCAACAAUGUGGUGAAAACGAACUUGAUCGGAUCGUGGCUGGUAUCCAAAUAUGUUGGCGCACGGAUGCGUGCAGCCGGCUGCAGCGGCACGAUCAUCAACAUCUCCUCCGGGUCCGGAUUGGGUCGAGCGGAACAAGUCGGGAGUGUUGCCUAUACUUCAUCAAAAGCUGGCCUUAACCACAUGAUUAGGGUGAUGGCUCUAGAAAUGGGAGCUUACAAUGUUAGGGUGAAUGUUGUUGCUCCAGGAAUGUUCGAAUCAGAGAUAACUGAGGGGCUUUUUCGGAAGAAUUUGCUGAAAAAAGUGGUGAAAAAGGUGAUUCCAUUGAGAGAUCUUGGAAAGACAAAUCCAGCAGUUACAUCUCUGAUUCGAUAUUUGGUUCAUGAUUCUUCCAAAUACGUCUCUGGAAAUGUCUUCAUUGUUGAUUCUGGUGGCACUCUCCCUAGUUUUCCUCUUUAUUCUUCCCUCUGACUUUCAAACUUGUCAAUUUGGAUUGGAUCCCUAAUACUUUCCCUAUUCCAUUCCAUACUCCACUCCUCACAAACAUAAAUAUGAUGAUAGGCCCCUCACUUAUGUUUAUGAGGGGUGGAAUAGGGGAUGAAGUAUGGAAAGUAUUAGGUGAUUCCAACUGGGAUUCGAGGUGUCUUCGUCACAAAAAUAAAUAAAAUGGUUUUAGACUCA
Messenger RNA from Salvia hispanica, 1082 nucleotides. RefSeq lists its product as uncharacterized. Gene Ontology annotation, molecular function: oxidoreductase activity. The record is from RefSeq and is a predicted model, not a curated record. NCBI's taxonomy places the organism in Eukaryota, Viridiplantae, Streptophyta, Magnoliopsida, Lamiales, Lamiaceae.